AUGGAGGAGGAACUCGGAGGCAACUUUGUGAUCGCGGUGGACGAGCUUGGGGUGACAGGGCUAUGGACGACAAUCAAGGACCUGCUGGAGGCGCGCACACCGCUGCAGGGGCUGAUGCUCUCCAAUAAGUUCGGAAAGCCGACGCAGGUCCCGAAGUUGCCGCUCACCUACGUCCUCUCCAACGACAAGCGGCUGCAGCGGCUGCGGCCGUUCUCCCACAGCCCCGUGACCUGGUUCCGCAACCCCUACACACACGUCAUUUUGCUGCUGGCAGUCGCGGCGGCCGGCCAGGGCCAGGGACGCGGCGCGGCCGCGCGGCGGCGCGCCGCUGGGCAGCUCCUCGGGGCGGGGGCUCGCCGCACCGCUGACCAGUUGGGGGCCAAUGUGUCCACCGCUGACGUCACCGAGUACAAGAGCACCACCCGGGCCAUGGUCAAGCGCGCCACGCUGGAGAUCGAGCGGGACUGGGGCAGCCCGGGCGUGUCCAGCGAGUGGCUGGUGCUUUACGUGCGACCCUUUGAGCUUGACGCCUCUGACCGCGGCGCCAGGAAGGUGUUCGAACGUUUGAAAGACGACUUUGCCUCCAAAAAACGCGAGCGCGUCGUUCGGCUUGACGUCCCACUCCGCGCCUUCGACCCCGGCGCCGCCGCAUCUCGCCGCGGCGCUGCCGGCGCUGGUGCCGGCGGGCUCGCGCCGCCGCCGCCGGCGGGGGUGGCCGGGCUCGAGGAUUGGGACGCUGCGCUCAGGGAUGCGUUGAAGGCCGGGUUUGAGGCGCGGCAGGCGGGGUACGACUCAGAGGUGCGCAAGCUGCUCAACGAGCGCCGAGAGCCCAGCUGGAGCUUCACCACGCUGUACCUUGUCAAAGACAGCUUCGCCCUCAUGCUGGAGGGCGCGGGGCUGUGGGAGGACGCAUUCCAGGAGUAUGUUGAGCUCGAGACAUGCUACCUCGACACACUCGAAUCCUCGGCCUCGUUGACAGCCUCGGGAUCCGGCUCCUCCGCCCAAGGCCCCGGCGGCGCGGCGGCGGCGGCGCCGCCGACGCCGCCCGCGGGCGGCGCGUCCCUUGGGCGUGACGGCGGCGGCGGGGGCGGCGGCGCGGCGGGGUCGGUGCAGGGGCAGCCGGGCGGCGGCGGCGGCGGCGGGAGCACGGCGGUGCGUCAGUCAGCUUUCGACUUUGGCGUGGGGGAGGGCGAUGACGUGGCGGUGCUGCUGACCACCUCCUGGCGCACGAUGCGGCGCGCUGUGCUAAAACGCAAUGGGGUUCCCGAGUUCCCCUUCCGCCAGUACCUCUUUGCGGCCCAGGCGCGCGCUCUGCUGCACCUGAACCGUCCCUUGGACGUGGCCGAGCGCGGCCUGAUGUUCGUGCAGACAGUGCUGCAGCUGCUGGCGGAGCGCGAGGCUGCUGACGUUAUCAGGCCGUGGUUCAAGGAGCACGCCUGCCGGGGCACGGGCGAGGGUUUCGGCGGGAUCAGCGCACAGCAGCAGCAACCCCUCCGCACUCGUUCCAACACGCCGCGCUCCAGCUACCCGGCCGCCGAUCGCCCCCGCAACACCCACGCCGCCACCUCCUUCCCCAAUUAG
This is a messenger RNA of Monoraphidium neglectum, 1581 nucleotides long. RefSeq lists its product as hypothetical. Gene Ontology annotation, cellular component: TRAPPII protein complex. The coding region runs from base 1 to 1581 and encodes 526 amino acids. Gene Ontology annotation, biological process: early endosome to Golgi transport; intra-Golgi vesicle-mediated transport. Lineage: Eukaryota; Viridiplantae; Chlorophyta; Chlorophyceae; Sphaeropleales; Selenastraceae. The record is from RefSeq and is a predicted model, not a curated record. The transcript has 11 exons.